This is a messenger RNA of Setaria italica (foxtail millet), 1469 nucleotides long. Its product is annotated as probable carboxylesterase 18. The transcript has a single exon. Gene Ontology annotation, molecular function: hydrolase activity. Lineage: Eukaryota; Viridiplantae; Streptophyta; Magnoliopsida; Poales; Poaceae. The record is from RefSeq and is a predicted model, not a curated record. Bases 192 to 1253 code for a protein of 353 amino acids.
CGUUCAUAUCGGACGACUGAGCAGUAGCAAUUCCAAAAAAACCAAUCAUCCAGCCAGCCGAAAAACCAAUCAUCAGUAGCAGCUGAAACUUGAAAACCACGCUUACGGCCCGGCCCGUAUAAGUACGGGCCCUGGGGACCUUAAGGCCUAGCCCACAGCGACCGAUCGCGUCGUCCUCGCGGUGCCCAUCCAUGGCGGAGACUCCCACGACACCGCCGCCGCCGCCGCGGAAGCCGAAGCCGCCGAUGUCGCGCCUCAUGCGGCUGUCCCUCAAGGUCGUGGACCGCGUCGCCGACGCCACCCGCCGCGCCGACGGCACGCUGAACCGCUUCGCGCUGUCGCUGCUGGACCCGCGCGUCCCGGCCAUCUCCUCCCCGUGCCGCGGCGUCGCGUCCCGGGACGUCGUCCUCGACCGGGCCUCCCGCCUCCGCGCGCGCCUCUUCCACCCGGCUGCCGCCGCGGCGACGGCGAAGGCGUCUACCCUCCCCGUGAUCGUCUUCUUCCACGGCGGCGGGUUCGCGUUCCUGUCCGCGGCGUCCCCGGCCUACGACGCCGCGUGUCGCCGCAUCGCGCGGUACGCCUCCGCGGCGGUGCUCUCCGUCGACUACCGCCGCGCGCCCGAGCACCGGUUCCCGGCGCCCUACGACGACGGCAUCGCCGCGCUCCGCUUCCUCGACGACCCCAAAAACCACCUGCUCCCUCUCGACGUCUCCCGCUGCUACGUCGCCGGGGACAGCGCCGGCGGCAACAUCGCGCACCACGUGGCCCGCCGCUACGCCGCCGACGCGGCCUCCUUCCGGAACGUCCGUCUCGCCGGCCUGAUCGCCAUCCAGCCCUUCUUCGGCGGCGAGGAGCGCACCGACGCCGAGCUCCGGCUCGACGGCGCCGCGCCCAUCGUGUCCGUCGACCGCACCGACUGGAUGUGGCGCGCGUUCCUGCCGCCCGGCGCCGACCGCACCCACGAGGCCGCGAACUUCGCGCACCCGGCCGCCGCGCCCGGGCUCGACUCGCCGGCGUUCCCGCCCGUGCUGCUCGCCGUCGGCGGCUUCGAUCCGCUGCAGGACUGGCAGCGCCGGUACGGCGAGAUGCUCAAGGGCAUGGGCAAGGACGUGCGCGUGGCCGAGUACCCGGACGCCAUCCACGCGUUCUACGUCUUCCCCGGGUUCGACGACGCUCGGGACUUCAUCAUCCGCAUCGCCGAGUUCGUCGCCGAGAGCGCCGGUGGUGGGGCGGCGGCGAGUGACCAACCAUAAUGGUUGCUCGCCGUCGUUGUCAGUGUUGUGCGCUCGUGGCGUGUGCUUGUUGGACUGGCUGGUUGCAUUGUGGCGUUUGGACGUGUGGUUGCGUGGUUGAGAGAGUAGAAAAUGUGUGUGAUUGUUAAUGUUUACUUUGGUAAGUUUGGUAUACAUGAUGGGUCUGAUGGGUGAUGUAAAUUAAUUUUCUAACUAAUACAGUCGGUGAUUUCGUGA